Molecule: messenger RNA, 840 nt
Organism: Plasmodium cynomolgi strain B
Lineage: Eukaryota; Apicomplexa; Aconoidasida; Haemosporida; Plasmodiidae
Product: CYIR protein
Exons: 3
Coding region: 1-840 (279 amino acids)
Source: RefSeq, a predicted model, not a curated record
AUGAUAACACGUAAUGAACAAACAGUGGGGACCGUAACCGUUAAAUUUGAUAAUAUAAACCAAACAUUGGACUCAGAUAAGUGUUUCAGUUUAUAUUCUGAAAUUGUAGAGGAGAUUCAAGGUAAAAAUGAAGAAUUUGAAGGAAAGAAUCAUGCAGAUUUCAAGGACGAAUGUGAAAAAUUAACUAGAUAUAUAAAGGAAGAAAAUCAGAAACUUAAAGAGUGUUAUACUAAAUGGUUUCUAGAUCUUAACUUAGAUGUUGAUGAACAAAUAAACCGUUUUUAUCGAAUAUGUAGUGCAAAUACUAGUAGUAAUUACAUCUUACCACAAGAUAAAAAAUCUAAUGAAUUAAUAGACGGUACAAAAAUAUCCUGCGAAACAAAUCAAGACUGUGUAAAAGAAGUAAAAGAACCAAAAGGAAAAGCGGGUGAAGGAACAUCGCAACCGAAUGAAAAAGACCCCAAAAUAAUAACUUCAGAAACAAAAGCUCUUCAAAGCAAUACACAUAAUAGUCAACCCAUAAAUGGUACUGCUGACGUGGGGGUUAAUACUGCAUCAUCUGACCAUACACCUAGUGUUAAAAGUAAUAUUGAAAAUGCUUCUCAUAGUGAACUUGAUGUUACUAAAGCUGCUAAUAAUGCAUCCAGUGAAAGUAAAGGUGUUGAUAGUGCAGUUUCGAAUGUUGAAGCUAAACAGGAUAAGGACUCAUGCAGUAAUAAUCACUGUAAGAGAUACAGGGUAUUCAAGAUUCUCCUGCUAGUGUAUCUACUUCUAUGGAAUUACAAAGGGACGGUUCACCUCAAUGUGAAGCGCGCACUGGACAAGAAACACCUGAUCUAG